Messenger RNA from Bombus pyrosoma, 1248 nucleotides. RefSeq names its product ras-like protein 1 (gene Ras85D). Gene Ontology annotation, molecular function: GTPase activity; GDP binding; GTP binding. NCBI's taxonomy places the organism in Eukaryota, Metazoa, Arthropoda, Insecta, Hymenoptera, Apidae. Bases 472 to 1056 code for a protein of 194 amino acids. Gene Ontology annotation, biological process: Ras protein signal transduction; epidermal growth factor receptor signaling pathway. Gene Ontology annotation, cellular component: plasma membrane. The transcript is spliced from 5 exons. The record is from RefSeq and is a predicted model, not a curated record.
UACUUGAACAAUGUUCAUUUUCACAUCGAUAAUAUUACUCGUUUAUCCGAUGUUUACUUGAAAACACACCUCCCGUUAAGCAUCAAUAAUUCGAAGAAUUUAAAGCAAAAAUUGUUAAACACUUUCUCCUCUAAUUAAAUUACAUUCGAAAAAAAUGUAUUCAGUGUGUGUGUAGAAUGUAUUACAAUUGUGUUUGGACAUCAGUUACACAUCCACUCACAUGUCUAUGAUAUUGUUAUGGGUGUGCUUGUUUGACACACUCAUUCUGUUUUUAAGUUAUUAAGUCACUUAAGUUAAGUGCAUUACCCUCGAACUUACGAUAUUGAUCGGCGAAUUAAAAAUAUAGAUGAUUUGAGGAACGAUCGUGCUAGAGUGCAUACAAACUUGGCACAAAAUUAUUGCUCACAAAAGGAAAAGAGAUUGCAGCUUUAAGUUAAAAGCUUCAACCUUCAUUGGAAUAGAAAUUACAUAAUGACAGAGUAUAAGCUUGUAGUUGUGGGAGCUGGAGGUGUUGGCAAAUCUGCGCUUACAAUCCAACUAAUACAAAAUCAUUUUGUAGACGAAUAUGAUCCUACUAUAGAAGACUCUUAUAGAAAACAAGUAGUUAUAGAUGGAGAGACAUGCCUUUUAGACAUAUUAGAUACAGCUGGUCAAGAAGAAUACAGUGCAAUGAGAGACCAGUAUAUGAGGACUGGAGAAGGAUUUUUAUUAGUCUUUGCUGUAAAUUCGGCUAAAAGUUUCGAAGAUAUAGGAACGUAUAGGGAACAAAUAAAAAGAGUUAAAGAUGCAGAAGAAGUACCAAUGGUGUUGGUAGGGAAUAAAUGUGAUCUUCAGCAAUCUUGGGCAGUGAAUAUGACACAAGCAAGAGAAGUUGCCCGUCAGUAUGGUGUGCCUUUUGUUGAAACUUCAGCUAAGACUAGAAUGGGAGUAGAUGAUGCUUUUUAUACCUUGGUGAGAGAAAUACGGAAAGAUAAAGAACAUAGAGGUAAAGAAAAAAAGAAACGGAUGAAGACAGGUAACUCAAGCCGUAGGAAACAUCGGUGCUGUUUGCUUUAAAUCACUGAAUAAUGUUAAUUCUCUCAUUUGGUACGUUAAUAUGGAAAUAGAACGUAAAAAACAUUAGAUUAUGUUCACUUUACGCACAUUUUUGCAGCUUCCUCUAUAGAAUAUUGUAAUAAAUUACAGGCACAAUUUUUUCUAUACAUUGGGAGGGAUAAAGAACAAAAUAUAUAUAAUAGUAUUGUAUUA